GGUCUAUUUGUCAACAAUUAUGGAUGAACCAUUUAAUGAAACAACUAAUGACUCUACUAAUUUAUCAUCUGAAAACAAUCAACUUGAUGUUAAAUCAUCAAUAACGGAUGGGCCUUACAAGAAUGAGACUCUUGAAAAGUUUAUUACUCUUUGUCGAUCUCGCCUGACUGACACGCCAAAUCGUCGUAAAAAAAGGUAUUCUAGUUUGCGUCGAGCCGUUUCUCGUUACAAUCAAUCCCGUCAUUGGAAUCAAGCUACUUUUGAUAAUCUGAUUAAAAAGUUCAGUUGCUUGAUGGAACUCGAUAUUGAGCAUGAACAAGCAAAAUGAAAUUUACAGUGAGUUAUUGAAAGAAUUGGCUUCACACACAGGACGCAGUUGUUCUGGAAGAUGUCGUAAGAAGAAAAAGAGCAAAACUGAGAC
Tetranychus urticae (two-spotted spider mite) is the source of this 421-nucleotide messenger RNA. Lineage: Eukaryota; Metazoa; Arthropoda; Arachnida; Trombidiformes; Tetranychidae. The record is from RefSeq and is a predicted model, not a curated record.